AUGGAUAUGGAGACCACAAGCGAUGGAGGUACAGGAGGUCGUGUAGGGAAAGAUGUUGCUGCUCUUACAGUCCAUGACCUUGGAUGCAAUCACAAGGAAUUUUAUGAAUUUGUAAAUAAUGAACACAUGAGCCAGCUUACGCAACGCGUAUUUUGGAUUCAUGUUGAAGUACCCGGGCAAGGAGACAAUAUGCCUGAUCUCCCAUCUGAUUGGAAGUUCCCCACAAUGCAGAAAAUCGCGGAAGGUAUCUCCGAACUUUGUGACAGCCUUGAAUUGAAACAUGUGGUUGUUAUUGGCGAUGGUGCUGGUGCAAAUAUUGUUGCUCGGGUGGCCAUGGCUCGUGAGGAUAUUUGCCUUGGAGCUAUUCUCAUUCACUGCACCGGAACAACCGCUGGAUUUAUGGAGUCGCUUAGAGACCGCGUAAACUCAUGGAAAUUAAAUUCAAUCGGUAUGCAUCCGAGUGUAGAAAACUAUCUGGUGCUUCAUCGUUUUGGUGUGUUUGUAACAGCUACAACUGAAGCCGAAUUAUGGGGAGCUAUCAAGAAUUUCCUUCAGUCCCUCCGUGAGAAUAUCAAUCCUAAAAAUCUCAAUAAGUUUAUCCAAGCCUUCAUGGUGUGCCCAGUCCUCUUUAUUACGGGCUCAGUUGCCUCCUUCAACCAUACUGUUUACACGCUUUACAAUGCCCUUAUGAACGCUCUAAAGGAUCAGCCAGCUCGUAAGGCCAACGUUGAGCUUCUUGAGAUUGAUGGCGUGGCCAAUGUCAUGCGGGAAAGUCCAGAGAAAGUUGCUGAGUCAGUACAGAACUUCAUGCAAGGAUUGGGUGUAGCUGGUGGCGCAGUCAACCGGCGCCUAAGCUCAACAGGAAACGUUCCAAGGAUUCGGAACCGUUCUGCAUCCAUGGAUGAGUAUGACCAGCCUGUUGGAGUGAAGAAUCUUCUCUUUGACAACACGCGGCGCUAUUCCAAGGCCACUGACAUACCGGGCAUCACAGAGGUGGGAGAUCACUAA
Hydatigera taeniaeformis is the source of this 1008-nucleotide messenger RNA. Lineage: Eukaryota; Metazoa; Platyhelminthes; Cestoda; Cyclophyllidea; Taeniidae. The record is from the annotation of a GenBank genome assembly.